Messenger RNA from Nezara viridula (southern green stink bug), 436 nucleotides. The record is from the annotation of a GenBank genome assembly. NCBI's taxonomy places the organism in Eukaryota, Metazoa, Arthropoda, Insecta, Hemiptera, Pentatomidae.
AUGACUCGAUUUCGGCGGUUCAUUAUCGAUUCGAGAUAUCCGGAUAUCGAUCUGUUGGUUAGUGUUGGGGUUUCCUUGGCGUCCUUCGACAGGGAAAUCACAGUUAAUUUCAAGACGAGAAAAAAAAAGGUAUUUAUUCAAAGAAUUGGUGCUUCAUCGAAAAGGACAACCAUCGCUCCAUCUGGUGAGAUAUCCCUGUGGCUGCCAGUCAAACCGAUGCGUCCGUCACGUGUGGUACUCCUCAUCCUGGGGUUCAUCGUGGUAACCAGAUGUCACCCCCACGAAGGAAGGAUCUAUUUCCCUGAUGAAGUAAAACCGGUGGAAGAGGAGGGUAUAUUUGAUCGAGCACUAUUCGUAGUUCCCGUUAAGGCUUGCCCGCCAGGACACAGAAGGAUACGCGGACAAUGCAGACUAGUAUUCUCUUCCUGAUAUUGUG